Molecule: messenger RNA, 1367 nt
Organism: Odontomachus brunneus
Lineage: Eukaryota; Metazoa; Arthropoda; Insecta; Hymenoptera; Formicidae
Product: probable cytochrome P450 6a13
Exons: 2
Coding region: 186-533 (115 amino acids)
Molecular function (GO): oxidoreductase activity, acting on paired donors, with incorporation or reduction of molecular oxygen; monooxygenase activity; heme binding
Source: RefSeq, a predicted model, not a curated record
AAGAGUUGGAGGCGACCGCACAAGCCUUUGUCUUCUUCCUAGAUGGCUUCGAAACAUCGUCGACUACGGCGACGUUCUGCCUGUAUGAGUUAGCCAUACAUCAGGAUAUACAAGACAAAGUUCGCCAGGAGAUCAAUGAGACAUUAAAAAAGCAUGGUGGACUGACUUACGAUGCUGUGAACGAAAUGACGUAUCUGCAGAAAGUAGUCCAAGAAACCUUACGGAAAUAUCCACCUGUACCUAUUUUAAAUCGUGUCUGUACCAAAGAGAUAGUCCUCCCAACGACAAACGUUCGCAUCCCGGAAGGGACAUCGAUCACUAUACCAGUGCUCGGAGUACAACGAGAUCCGUCAAUAUACCCGGAUCCGGACAAAUUCGAUCCUGAACGUUUCAACGCAGACCAAGUGGCGGCGAGGCAUCCUUACGCUUACUUGCCUUUCGGGGAAGGGCCGCGAAUGUGUAUUGGUGAGAUCAAAUCAAUCUAUUUUUAUUACAUCUUCGUAUAUUUUUUACCUUUCAGAUCGAUAAGUUGAUUUUUUUAGUGUUCAUGAUUAUAUAUAUUUUGGAAUUUAUAGCUAUAUUAUAACAUCUAUAUAUAUUAUAGCAUUCAUAUAUUUAAAUAUUGUGUUAGUUGUAAAAGUACAAAGAAAUUUUUAAAAUUUUCGAUCGAUUGAAGUUAUUAUUGUAGCGUUAUAUAGUUUGCUUUUUUUACUUACAACUUACAAGUAAAUCCACGGAAGUGUACUUCCGACUUACAAGUAAACCCUCCAAUUUCGAUGAGCUUGAAAUAUAUUGUAAUCUAUAUAUUGUAAUAAAUAUAUUAUAAUCUAGACCAAUAAGGAGACACGUUUUUUUUUAUAUGUGCCCAUACGCACUUUUAAGGGGUGAAAUUGCCCUUCGAAAAAAGCUUUUUUAUUGUUGAUUAUUUACACAUAUGCCAACAUUAUGUUUUUGAAUGACACUUAGCAAAAGUCGUGUUAACAUUUCCUAUACUCUGACCAUCUAAUUUAUAUUUAUAAGUGAUUUGCGUUGCUUAAGUCACAUAAAUAAGUUUUUUUGAACUCUAUUAAUAAUCUAAACUGCUAAUUUUCUAUCCUAUUUAUAGUCACUUUUUAUAGUCAAGUGGGAGCGUGAUAAUCAUACAAAUAAUAAGGGAAACAUGAGUGAUAUAAAAAUAGAUUAGAAGUUAGAUGAUCAGAAUCUAAACAAAUAUGUUUUUGUGAUUUUUGCGAUGCAAAUCGUUCAUAAUCAUAAUAUAAACUGAUCAUAUACAGGGUGUCCGCUAACUGAUCGAGCAACCGCCAUGUACAGAUAGAACGGAUCAAAACAAUCAUAAAAGUUAUAUACCAUUUUGAAAUUUUUUCAAU